Molecule: messenger RNA, 6693 nt
Organism: Synchiropus splendidus (mandarinfish)
Lineage: Eukaryota; Metazoa; Chordata; Actinopteri; Syngnathiformes; Callionymidae
Gene: fer1l4
Product: fer-1 like family member 4
Exons: 49
Coding region: 102-6308 (2068 amino acids)
Biological process (GO): plasma membrane organization
Cellular component (GO): membrane
Source: RefSeq, a predicted model, not a curated record
GGUGACCGUGUUGGACCGCAGCCUCGAACACAGACGGAACACAGGACAAAAAUGUAGGUCCCACCACCACCAGCAUCAUCAUCAUCAUCAUCAUCACCACCAUGUCUAUCAAUGUGAUUCUGAGGAAGAUCACCAACCUGCCCGGACGGUCUGACAGAAAGGUUGAACUCUGUUUCAGAGGUUUCACCCACAAAACCAGAGUCCUGCAGUGCGAGAAUUUGGCCAUCUUCAAUGAGGACUUCCGUUGGCCUCAUUAUGGCAAAGACAUUCGCGAGGAAGUUUUGUCUGUCAGCGUUUACAACUCCAGCAAGGUCUUUUCAAACAGAUUGCUGGGCCGACUGGAAGUCAGUCUCCAGCACGCCGUCUCUGCAGGAAGACUGUUGCUGCGGGAGCCGCUCACUGACGGAAACUUCUCCCUGACAGACAUCUAUGUAGAGUUGGACAUCCGCUAUCUUCCUUUGGAAGGCGCCAUUGGACAAUGGGAGGGAGCGGAUUACCUGAAGGUGGUGAAAAACAAUGAAACGGAUCUGGUCAUCAUGAAUGAAGGAUUUGAUGAUAACAUAGACAGCCCGCCGCCCAUUCUUGCUCGCCCAGAUCCUCUGGACCGGGAGGCUCGACAACUCGGGCGAAGUCUAGUCAGGAGUGGCGAUGAAGAUGACGACGACGACGAUGAUGACUAUUAUGACGACGACCUGAUGGACAUGGAGGCCUCCAACAUCAUCUUCACCCCUCUUCUGAGUCGCUGCAAACCUCUGUCGCGACGGGUCGCUGCUGAGACACCUAAAAUCCGGAGCUUUCAGGUCAAUGUCAACAUACUGGAAGCUCAGAAGCUGGUGGGAGUGAACAUCAGUCCGGCAGUUUUCAUCCGAGUGGGAGAUCAGAAAAAGCACACGGCUACACAAAAGUCCACCAACUGUCCUUUCUACAACGAAAACUUCCAGUUUGAGUUCCAGGAGACUCCUGAGAUCCUCUUCGACAAGGUCAUAGAGAUGAAGGUCUUCCACAGAAAGACCUUGGGUUUCCUGAUGACUCACAUUGGCACAUUUAAGAUUGACAUUUCCACUGUGUACAGCCAGCCAGACCACAGAUUCUACCAGAAAUGGGCUCCUCUGACUGACCCGACGGACACCAGGUCAGGGAUCAAAGGCUACGUUAAGGCCAGCAUUAGUGUGCUGAUGAAGGGGGAUUCUCCGGGUACUCCCAGUCUGUCAGCAUCAGGUGCCAGUGAGGACAUUGAGAAAAAUCUGCUGCUCCCUCGGGGCAUGACUUCAGAGCGGCCAUGGGCCAAGUUCAGGGUCCGGAUCUACAGAGCGGAGGGCCUGCCCACUAUGGAUGCUGGUCUGAUGGCCAAGAUGUCAAAGGUUACAGACCGAACUGUCUUUAUUGACCCCUACGUGCAGGUGACCUUCGCUGGGCAGCAGGGGGAGACGUCGGUUACCAGCGCCACCUGCAAUCCGGUUUGGAACGAGGAGAUCUCCUUCAUCGAGCAGUUCCCUCCUCUGGCUCAGCGAAUUAGAGUCCAGAUCCUGGAUGACGCCAAGAUGGGAGACGUUGCACUGGCAACUCACUUCUUGGACCUGCAGCAGAUUUCUGACCCCACCAGGAAUGGUUUCAACCCGACAUUCGGUCCCUCCUGGGUCAAUCUCUAUGGGUCUCCUCAGAACUCCACCCUGGGCGAUGUCCAUCAGGCUUUGAAUCAGGGUCUAGGCGAAGGAAUCUUCUACCGUGGUCGCAUCCUUCUGGGGCUGAGUGUGGAGGUUUAUUCGUCACCUUCUUCCACCGUCACAGAUACAGCUUCUUCUGCAGUGGGAAAGGUGAAAGGUGCGCUCGGGAGACUCACCAUGAAGAGGAAAAGUAGCAGGGUGAAGAAUAUUACAGUUUCUGCAACAACUGAGACUGGAGAUGAGUCUGGGGAUAGUGGAAUUGAGGUUCCAGAGUCCGUCACUGUGGAAACUGAAGACAUAUAUCCACUUCCUGAGGGAUAUUUGGGUGAGCGACAAGAGUUUCUGCUAUUUGCUUCGAUAUUUGAGGUGACUAUGAUGGACCCCUCGAUUGGAACCAAACCAGUGGCCUUUGAACUCUCAAUAGGCAAUUUUGGAAAGGUAGUGAAGGUGAGGAAGACCAGCAAAAGUCAAAGCAAGGAGGACCUGGCGAGGAGUCUGGAGGAACUGAGGAGGAGCCGGGAGGACCUGGCCAGGAGCCGUGAGGAGCUGCUGAGGAGCAGAGAGGAUUUAAGCGAGGAGACUCUAAAUCUGUUGGAGUCAGAUGACGAACUGGAACGCAUUGAUGAGUUGUGUGCUGAACUUGAUAACAGAUCUACUUCCACUCCUAUGAGACCUCAGCCCACCGAGUACGACCGAUCCUUCUAUUGCAUUCCUCUUCACGCUCCAUUUGUACGAGAGAAGCCCUGCAUGUACAUCUGGCCUCAGUUUGAAGACCACAGCUUCCGACUGUAUCAGGCCAACUGGCUGAGCAGGAUGGCCGACAGGCUGGAAGUAGGCCUCAACGAGGUGGAGAGUUUGCUGAGGAGACCGAGGAGCAACAUGAAGGAGCGUCUGAUGAAUGUGCUGAUGGAGUUGGUGGCCUCCUGCAAACAGUUCAGUGCUUUCUCAGACAGGAGGUCUCAGUCUCGUCCCAACAGACUGGACAGCUGCCGGAGAGAGUACAUCAAGAAGAGUCUGGUGGCCGUGGCCAGACAGGCGGUUCGAGCGAGGAGGAAAAUCACAAGGAAAACGGCGAAGCAACGCAUCGCAGAUGUCCGGAAACUCCUGAAGAAGCUGCGGCUGCUGGCUAAAGAGCCUCAAAGCACCAUCCCGGAUGUUUUUCUCUGGCUGCUGAGUGGAAGCAAGAGAGUGGCUUACGUCAGGAUCCCGGCGUAUUCCAUCUUGUUUUCACUGGUGGAGGAGCAGAAGGGGCAGGACUGUGGUCGACUGUCUACGCUUUACAUGAAGUCUCCUGGCUGCCCAGCGAGUGAGAUCUUUGCCAAGUUGGAGGUCUACCUGUGGCUUGGUCUGGCCAAAUACAGCAAAGAGGCCAUCACAUCCAUCCCAGAUGAGUUCAUGCCCAUCUAUGAGGAGGAGGAGGAGGACAAAGAGGAGGAGAGAAUACAGGGUCCUCCUGAGAAGAAGAAGCUUCCUAUCAGCUUGUCCUGCCAAGACAGCCGCUACUUCCAGCUGCGCUGUCACUUGUACCAGGGUCGAGGCUUGAUGGCCGCAGAUGAUGAUGGUCUGUCAGACCCUUUUGCUAAGAUUGUCUUCUCCACACAAUGUCAGGUCUCAAGGGUUUCUCCGGACACUCUCUCUCCUGCCUGGUGCGAGUGCCUGUGGUUCGAUCGAGUUCUGCUGGAGGGAACGAUAGAGGACCUGAAACAAGACCCGCCCCUUGUCAUCAUCAACUUCUUCGAUCACGACACAGUGGGCAGUCCAAAGCCUCUGGGUCGAGCUUUUGCCGAGCCUGAAUUUAAAACGGUGGAUCAGUACUACAAGAAGCCUCAGCUCCGUUUCUUUGACAUCAGCAUGGGAAGGGCGGCAGCAGGGGAGCUGCUGGCCGCCUUUGAGCUCAUCGAACUGGAUUACUCCGGGUUUGGAGAGCCCUCCCUCCCCAGCAGUGUCGACCCCCAGGAGCUGACCUAUCUGCAGGACAAGCAAAUCUACAUGAUCCCUGAAGGAGUCCAGCCAGUUCUUAGGACCUUCAGGAUCGAGGUUCUCUUCUGGGGCUUGCGUGACCUGAAACGGGUGCAGCUGUUUGAAGUUGACCGCCCUCUGGUGAGGGUGGAGUGUGCUGGCCGACAGCUGGAUUCUGAAGAGAUUGAGAACUUUAAGGCACAUCCGAACUUCAAGGAGGUGGCUCGCUGCUUUCACGUGGCGCUCCCAGAGCAGACCUACCUUCACCCUCCUCUGACACUGUUUGUGGUGGAGCAUCGGGCAUUUGGUCGUGUCGCUCUGGUUGGGUCUCAUGUGGUUCAGAGCCUCAUGGAUUAUGCCCCACGUGAGAUGAUCGAUGAACCAGAGGAGGAAGAUGAUGAGCCAAAACCAAGACGUCAAACAAAAAGUUUUGCCAGGGCCAUGAGUCAGAAGAAACCCUCUCUGAUAUCACUGAAGAGCAUCAACCUCAGCAACUUGGCAAUCAAGCAGUCCAGGAUUUCUUCAAAGCUGGAUCCUUUUAAGAAACUGAUGAAGGCAGAGGAAGAGCUGGAGGAGGAUGCUCCUGAGGUGGAGGAGUUGGACUGGUGGUCCAAAUACUAUGCAUCCCUAGAUGAGGUGGAACGACUGACUGCUGAGCAACUGGAGAGGGAGGAAAAAGCAGAGACAGAUGGAGGAAAUCUGACGAUGGCGAACAUUGAAGAUGAGGAGGAAGAGGAAGAAGCUGUGGUCGUGGAGAUUGAGCCCCCAAAACGCAAGAAAAUAGCAACGCUAAAGCUGUAUGGAGGCGACCUGGAGACUGAGUUCAGUCAGUUUCAGGACUGGCUGAAGAUCUUCCCGCUGUACAAAGGCAGUGCAAUGGGAGAAGACAGUGACGAGGAUGAGGAGGAGCGCCUGAUGGGGAAAUGCAAGGGAUCCUUCUUGGUUUACCCGAUCGAAGACGAGGAUGAAGAGAAUAGCAAGUGUCAGAUCACUAAUGGCCUUCCAAAUAACUCGCCGUUACAAGUCUUGGUGCGGGUUUAUAUUGUCAAGGCGACCACCCUUGCACCCACCGACCCAAAUGGUAAAGCCGACCCUUACUUGAUUCUCCGGAUUGGACAGCAGACGCUGGACACCAAAGAGAAAUACAUCCCCAAACAGCUGAACCCUGUUUUCGGAGAAGUGUUCGAGUUCACAGUGUCCUUCCCACUGGAGACCGAGCUGGCCAUCACGGUGAUGGACCAUGACAUGGUCGGGGCUGAUGAUGUCAUAGGAGAGACGCGAGUCGACCUGGAGAACAGGUUCUAUAGUCGGCACAGGGCCACCUGUGGUUUGGCGCUUUGUUAUGAUACGAGUGGCUACAACGUGUGGCGGGACAUCAUGAAGCCAACAGCCAUCUUGGCCGAGCUCUGCAGGAAGAACAAGAUCCCACCUCCAGAAUUUAGACCGUCAGUCGUCAAAGUACUGAACAGAAUUUUCAAAAUACCACCAGAUGCCAUUCCUGAAGAGCUGCUGAAGAAGAACCAGUUGUCUCCAGAGGAGCUUGAAGAGAUUGAAGAGCAUUCAGCACUUCACGUACUCCAUCAAUGGGCAGAGAUGAAUGAGUUCCUGCCUGGGACUGUUCCAUUGGUGCCGGAACACGUGGAGAUCCGAUCCCUGAUGAACCCGGACAAACCAGGUCUGCCACAGGGAUACCUUCACAUGUGGGUGGACAUGUUUCCGACGGACAUCCCGGCUCCGCCCCCUGUCGACAUUAAGCCCCGGCUUCCAAUCCAGUACGAGCUACGUGUCAUCAUCUGGAACACAGACGAUGUGAUCCUGGAUGAUGUCAACCCCUUCACAGGGGACCCGACCUCUGACAUCUACGUUAAAGGCUGGAUCAAAGGUUUAGAUGGAGAUAAACAGGAGACGGACGUCCACUUCAGCUCUCUGACUGGUGAAGGAAACUUCAACUGGAGAUUUGUGUUUCGCUUUGACUACCUGCCUUCUGAGAAAGAGGUGGUCUACAAGAAGAAGGAGAGCAUCUUCUCACUAGAAGAGUCAGAGUUUCGACAGCCAGCUAUUUUGACGCUGCAGGUGUGGGACUACGACCGGAUUAGUGCCAACGACUUUUUAGGAGCCAUCGAGCUUCGCCUCAGCGAUAUGGUGCGAGGAGCAAAGUCUGCCGCCAAGUGCAACGUCAGGAUGGCCAAAGACCGAGCCAGUCCACGUGUUUCCAUAUUUCGCUCAAAAAAAAUGAAAGGCUGGUGGCCGCUGGUCCGCAUCAAGACAGCCGAGGAAAUUGAGAAGGAGAGGCGCGAGGCUGAAAAGAAAACCAAGAAAAAGAAGACCAGAGAGAAAAGAAGCAAGCUGAAAAAGGAGGAUUUGGAGUUCAUUGACAGCAGUGGCAACAUAUUUAUGCUCAUGGGCAAGGUGGAGGCAGAGCUUCAGUUGGUGACAUUAGAACAAGCUGAGGCCAAUCCUGUCGGCCGAGCUCGAAAAGAACCAGAACCUUUGGAGAAACCCAAUCGACCCACCACCAGCUUCUCCUGGUUUGUCAACCCCAUGAAGACGUUCAUUUACCUCAUCUGGGCUAAGUUCAAGAAGUUCAUCAUUGCCCUGGUCAUCCUGAUCUUCCUGGCACUCUUCCUCGGGCUGCUCAUCUACACAGUCCCUCAGCAGAUCUCUGCACUCAUGAUCUCGGGGUGAAGAGUCUUCAUCAACAUCAGCAGUCAACUGUCUCAGGCUUCACAUCCUGCUCCUCCAUAGACAGGUGUCAUGUUUGUGCUGAAAUUAGACGCUGAAAUAUCCCCAAUUCAGUGCUGAUUAACGUGCAAUAAUGUACAAAAAUAAUGUUGUGUCAAGUCAUUUGAAGUUGUUUUCAUGUAGUCACCUGCUAUUGUUUUGUCGAAAUGGUCCCCAAGCCUUGACAUACAUAUAUCCUGAUACAAUGCACUUGGCGACCAACCGUUUUAACAGCCUGCCUAAUAUUUUGAUCCCAAAAGAUGAUGAAUCAAUAUUAGGCAGGUGGACAUAAUGUUUGCCGACUGGUGUAGAUUGUUCUAAACAAGCUAAAUGUUGAUAGGUUCAUGAA